AUGGCCUGAGCUGCAGCCUGAGCUUGAGCUCCACCCGGUUCGCUGCGCUUCGAGCAGCCGGGCGCACGGAGCCCUCUCCCUCACGGCGCGUCGGCGUCGGGCCAUGUACUCGGGGAACCGUAGCGGCGGCCAGGGCUACUGGGAGGACGGGGCGGGCGCCGAGGGCGCAGCACCGGCGGGCACGCGGAGCCCCGCGCCCCUCUUCAGCCCCACGGCAUACGAGCGCCUGGCGCUGCUGCUCGGUUGCCUCGCGCUGCUGGGCGUCGGCGGCAACCUGCUGGUGCUGCUUCUCUACUCCAAGUUCCCGCGACUGCGCACGCCCACCCACCUCUUCCUGGUCAACCUCAGUCUGGGCGAUCUGCUGGUAUCCCUGUUCGGAGUCACCUUCACCUUCGCGUCGUGCCUGCGGAACGGCUGGGUGUGGGACGCCGUGGGCUGCGCGUGGGACGGGUUUAGCGGCAGCCUCUUUGGGUUUGUUUCCAUUACCACCCUCACUGUGCUGGCCUAUGAACGUUAUAUCCGUGUGGUGCAUGCCAGAGUGAUCAAUUUUUCCUGGGCCUGGAGGGCCAUUACCUAUAUCUGGCUCUACUCCUUGGCAUGGGCAGGAGCGCCUCUCCUGGGCUGGAACAGGUACAUCCUCGACGUACAUGGACUGGGCUGUACUGUGGACUGGAAAUCCAAGGAUGCCAACGACUCCUCCUUUGUGCUCUUCCUGUUUCUUGGCUGCCUGGUGGUGCCCAUGGGCAUCAUAGCCCAUUGCUACGGUCAUAUUCUGUAUUCUGUUCGAAUGCUUCGCUGUGUUGAAGAUCUUCAGACAAUCCAAGUGAUCAAGAUGUUGCGAUACGAAAAGAAAGUCGCCAAGAUGUGCUUUUUGAUGGCCUUUGUCUUUCUCACCUGCUGGAUGCCUUAUGUUGUGACUCGCUUCUUGGUGGUCAAUGGCUAUGGACACCUGGUCACCCCAACUGUGUCUAUCGUUUCUUAUCUCUUUGCUAAAUCGAGCACUGUGUACAACCCAGUUAUCUACAUCUUCAUGAUCAGGAAGUUUCGGAGGUCCCUUCUGCAGCUCCUCUGCUUCCGCCUGCUGCGAUGCCAGCGGCCUGCUAAAAACCUCCCGGCCGCUGAGAGUGAAAUGCAGAUCAGGCCCAUCGUGAUGUCACAGAAAGAUGGGGACAGGCCAAAGAAGAAAGUGACAUUUAACUCUUCCUCCAUCAUCUUCAUCAUCACCAGUGAUGAGUCCCUGUCAGUCGAGGACAGCGACAGAAGCAGCGCAUCGAAGGUCGAUGUCAUCCAAGUGCGUCCUUUGUGAGAACGGAAGACAGAGUCUUACCUCAGCUGCGACACAGUGGCCCUGUCAGGAGUGCCCCCAGAGUUCCCAUUUGGUGUAACAGUGACAGAAUCUCUGUGGCCCUGCAGGGAAUCCGAAUGGCCCAUGCGCUGUCUGUCUUCAAGAAGUGACGGAUUUGUCAAGAAGACAAAUUACUUUAACUCAACGGGUGCUUUUUAACUUGAGAAACUCCUGGUGGCACAAGAUGAGCGUCUGGCACCACUGUCUCCUAUGCCAGGAUUUAAUAUUUGAACGACUGUAUUUGCCAAAGCACAUAAUACAUUUUGUCUAUCAAAUGUGUCCCACUAUAAAAAUAACUGUCUCACAUACACGUGUACAAUGACUGGACAUCUGGAGUAUGUUGCAGUGUUGGGUCCUAUUUUGUGCCAUGUUGUGUGUUUGACCAAUUCAGUCUACUGAGAUAAUAAAUCAACCCCCACUUUUAUCUGAAAACCA
This is a messenger RNA of Rattus rattus (black rat), 1780 nucleotides long. It is a transcript of the gene Opn3, whose product is annotated as opsin 3. The record is from RefSeq and is a predicted model, not a curated record. Lineage: Eukaryota; Metazoa; Chordata; Mammalia; Rodentia; Muridae. The transcript is spliced from 4 exons. Gene Ontology annotation, biological process: G protein-coupled receptor signaling pathway. Gene Ontology annotation, cellular component: membrane; photoreceptor outer segment. Gene Ontology annotation, molecular function: G protein-coupled receptor activity. Bases 104 to 1306 code for a protein of 400 amino acids.